Elgaria multicarinata webbii is the source of this 858-nucleotide messenger RNA. RefSeq names its product peptidylprolyl isomerase like 3 (gene PPIL3). The transcript has 7 exons. Gene Ontology annotation, biological process: protein folding; protein peptidyl-prolyl isomerization. Gene Ontology annotation, molecular function: peptidyl-prolyl cis-trans isomerase activity. The record is from RefSeq and is a predicted model, not a curated record. The coding region runs from base 208 to 690 and encodes 160 amino acids. Lineage: Eukaryota; Metazoa; Chordata; Lepidosauria; Squamata; Anguidae. Gene Ontology annotation, cellular component: catalytic step 2 spliceosome.
GGAGCAGACCGCGUAGAUUCGAGGGCCGGGCGAGCGAGCUUUCGUCGCUCUGUGGCGGCGGCGAGGAGGUAAAGGCCACGUUGGGCCUCAAGACGCAAAAGUGUCCCCGGGUCUCGUCGCCUUUGCUGGCUUCUUAACAAAGCCUUUAAUGUGUUGUUUUGUAAGAAACCUUCAGACCAGUCUGCUGCCUGUUCCUAGCCAACACAGAUGGCUGUGACACUUCACACUGAUGUGGGAGAUAUUAAAAUAGAACUCUUCUGUGAACGGACACCCAAGGCUUGUGAAAAUUUUCUGGCUCUCUGUGCUAGUAACUACUACAAUGGCUGUAUUUUUCAUCGGAAUAUCAAAGGCUUUAUGGUCCAGACAGGAGAUCCAGCAGGCUCUGGAAAAGGAGGAAAUAGCAUUUGGGGCAGAAAAUUUGAAGACGAAUACAGUGAAUACUUAAAGCACAGUGUUCGUGGAGUUGUUUCCAUGGCAAAUAAUGGUCCAAAUACAAAUGGAUCUCAGUUCUUCAUCACCUAUGGCAAACAGCCACAUCUAGACAUGAAAUAUACAGUGUUUGGGAAAGUUAUUGAUGGCUUGGAUACCCUGGAUGAGUUGGAGAAACUGCCAGUGAAUGAAAAAACGUUCCGCCCCCUUAAUGACGUCCACAUUAAAGAUGUUACAAUUCAUGCUAAUCCUUUUGCAUAAAAGCUGCAAUGUGGCACCGUAGAUUCCUGAAGGACUGGUUCAAAUGAACUCCUGAUGGGGGACAAACGGAAUUAAGGACUUCCCAGGCUUUUCUAAUUUGCACAUUCCACCGGAGAGAAAAGCCAAAUUCUAACAUGUGAAAUUGUUUAAUAAAGGUGGGGAUGGGGG